GACAGCUUCUGCUGUCGCGGUAUAUGUCAAUCUCGAUUGCUCUUUUAUGUUCGUAACUAACAAAACUUGUACAUAGUCCUAAUACAUACAUAUAUUUAAAUAAAGAACCAACAAUGCUGAAGAUCCUCUUUCACCUUUUGGGUGCUAUACACUUUGGUUAUGGCUGUUACUAUGACCAGGUGCAUGUGAAUGUUCCGAGCACUUCAGCCAUUGUCACUCCAUAUGCUGGAAAGAUGAAAUACUUGACCCAUUUGAAUGCUAUUAUGCAAACUUUGUAUUUCACAUUGGCACUUUUGAAUGACUUAUUUGGAAAUAAUGAGCCAACACCAUCAGAGAAGCCUUUAAUAAGACGCAUAAAAGAUAUAUUAUUUAGUGCCUUGGCUUUUCCACUGUCUAUGUUUGUUGGUAUUACAUUUUGGGGCAUAUACGCCAUCGACAGAGAGCUCAUUUUACCAAGAAGCUUAGACCCAUAUUUUCCUACAUGGCUGAAUCAUGUAAUGCAUACAAACAUAAUGGCAUUUAUUCUAAUUGAUUUGUUAACAUCCUUCAGAAUGUAUCCUAGGAAGAAAAUUGGACUAUCUGUACUUUGUACAUAUAUGUUGUGUUACAUGGUUUGGAUUCAUGUAAUAUAUUUUAAAACUGGAAGUUGGGUGUAUCCUAUACUGAAUAUACUCAACUGGCCCCUAAGAGUAGUGUUCUAUCUAGUCUGUCUUGGAUUAGUUUGUAGUCUCUACAGCUUAGGCGAAAAAUUUAACAAGUUGGUUUGGUCUAAAGAAGUAGAACAAACUGUUAAAUCUGGAAAGAAAAAAGCAAAAUAAACUGUUAAUGCUAUUCAUGUAGUGAAUUGCCAAAAUGUAUUUUUAAUGCAUUCAUUUUAAAGAACUUCAUAGAUUGGGGAAUUAAGUAGAUAGUAGUUUAAGCUUUUGCUAAGGGGUAGGGCUCAAAAUUUAGAUUUAAACUUAAUAAUACUCAUUACAGAUAUAUUGUUGUUCAAUAUUGUUGAAGAUAUUCUCAAAAAACCUUUAUCUUCUCACUUAAGUAUAGAGUUCCAGAGGUAUUUUUUAUUUAUAUUCAUUUUUUAAAUGGUGAAAUUGGUAAUGUUACAUUAUUUAUUAUAUAUUGUUAAUACAUUUGGAAGAUAACUGAAAGUGGUAAAAAUAGACAAAGAUAAGGAAUAAAGGAAGGUCAUUUUACAUAAUUAGUCAAUUAUUAUUUUUCUGAUAGUAAUUUCUACUUUAAUAAAUCCUAUUUUAAGUAAAUAAGGAAAAGUGAAAUUGUAAAUGUGUGUGAUCAAAAUAAAUAUUGUUAAAAUGAUUGCUCAAAAGAAGAAAUAAAAGCAAUAAUAAUAACCCUUAAAUUUACCCUUUUUAAUUUUUAUCUUAUCAGUUUUGAUCAUUUUGCCCCCUAAAUGACGUAUGCGUCCUGCAAUGAAUACAUAAAUUGAACUAAAUGUAUUAUUUAUUUAACUUACAUUAUGGUAUACGUAACGUAUAACACGUAAAGUCAUGGUCGGUAUGUUAUAAGCAGGAGUUGUUUACAUGACUCCACAACAAAAUAAAAAAAUGGGGAAUUUAAGGGUCAAACACUUAUUAGCUAUGUAAGUUUUGUGAACAGUGUCCAACUUUAAUACUUACUUAGGCUUAUAAAUGUAUUACAAAAUACGCAGUACAUUCCAUUUCAUAAUGUUAUUUGAAUAGAUUGGAAAGGUCUUUUAUGAAGUUACACUUUUUUAUAUAUUUAUAUUAUGAUUUCAUUCCUUACGAGUCGUCCAUUUACAAUUAUUAUCGAUCAUCAUCAUCAUCAUCAACAGCC
Messenger RNA from Bombyx mandarina (wild silkworm), 1812 nucleotides. RefSeq names its product androgen-induced gene 1 protein. The record is from RefSeq and is a predicted model, not a curated record. Lineage: Eukaryota; Metazoa; Arthropoda; Insecta; Lepidoptera; Bombycidae. Gene Ontology annotation, cellular component: membrane; endomembrane system.